Molecule: messenger RNA, 2450 nt
Organism: Brassica napus (rape)
Lineage: Eukaryota; Viridiplantae; Streptophyta; Magnoliopsida; Brassicales; Brassicaceae
Product: 1-aminocyclopropane-1-carboxylate synthase 5-like
Exons: 3
Coding region: 671-2083 (470 amino acids)
Biological process (GO): amino acid metabolic process; biosynthetic process
Molecular function (GO): transaminase activity; 1-aminocyclopropane-1-carboxylate synthase activity; pyridoxal phosphate binding
Source: RefSeq, a predicted model, not a curated record
AAUUCAAAUUUCACAAUUAAACCAUUAAUGGCAUAUGAGUUUGCUUUUUUAAUUGUCAUGUUUAGUCCCUAGAGGAUGGUCAUUAUAAGGACGGCCCGGCGGUGACUGGAAACGCGUAAAGGCUAAUCAUUUAACUUUCAUUAGUUUAAUACGUCAUAAUGAUCUUAGUAAACGAACAGAUAAAUUAGGGCAUUAAUAUCAAAAUGUGUCAUUCAAUUUUGUAUGUAUAGUAUUGGAAGUUUUUGAAAACAUCCAGUACUUAGAGUUAGAUUUAUUGUUGUAUGUGUCAUGUGUGAAUGCACGAUUAAUGAUGGGUGACUUAUUUUUAAAGAACAAAUGCAAAUAAUAGCAGAUUGAUUUAUUAGAGUCAUAUUAAAAAAACAAUAAAAAAGAAGUUGCCUCACAUGUCUUAACCAACAUUUACUAAAACUAUGUUUAUGUCUGGGCGGUCAAAAAAGUCUAACUAGUUUCUGAUUCUAUUGUCACACUUUAUUAUUCUUGGGAUAAAAUGUCGUAAGAUUGUUUAUCUAUAUAUACCUCUCAACAUACCCAUUGCUUCUCCAAACACAUCUCAUCACUUUUCAACAGCUUAAAGUCUUAAACACUAAAUCAAGAUCUCUUUGUCUCUCUUUUUUUCGACCAUAAUCUCUUUGACUUAAAAUCAGAAAAGAUGAAACAGCUUUCGACAAAAGUGACAAGCAAUGGUCAUGGACAAGACUCAUCCUACUUCUUGGGAUGGGAAGAGUACGAGAAGAAUCCUUACGAUGAGAUCAAGAACCCUAAUGGUAUGAUCCAGAUGGGUCUUGCUGAGAAUCAGCUAUGCUUCGAUUUAAUCGAGUCGUGGUUAGCUAAGAACCCAGACGCAGCUAGUCUCAAGAGGAAAGGUCAAUCCAUUUUCAAAGAGCUUGCUCUCUUUCAAGACUAUCACGGCAUGCCUGAAUUCAAAAAAGCAAUGGCUGAGUUUAUGGAAGAGAUAAGAGGAAAUAGAGUCACGUUCGACCCGAAAAAGAUUGUUUUAGCCGCCGGUUCGACCUCUGCGAACGAGACUCUCAUGUUUUGUCUUGCUGAGCCUGGCGAUGCUUUCCUCUUGCCUACUCCUUACUAUCCUGGAUUUGAUAGAGAUCUUAAAUGGAGAACUGGAGCUGAGAUUGUGCCAAUCCACUGCUCAAGCUCUAAUGGCUUCCAAAUCACGGAAUCAGCUCUACAACAAGCUUACCAACAAGCCCAUAAGCUUGGUCUCAAAGUCAAAGGAGUUCUUGUCACCAACCCAUCUAACCCACUUGGCACUGCGUUGACCAGACGUGAGCUCAACCUUCUCGUUGACUUCAUCACUUCCAAGAACAUUCAUCUCAUUAGCGACGAGAUCUACUCAGGCACUAUGUUCGGGUUCGAACAGUUCAUCAGCGUGAUGGAUGUCUUGAAAGACAAGAAACUUGAAAACACCGAGGUUUCUAAAAGAGUCCACGUCGUUUAUAGCCUUUCCAAGGAUCUUGGACUUCCUGGUUUCCGCGUGGGAGCGAUCUACUCUAACGACGACAUGAUCGUAUCUGCCGCGACAAAAAUGUCGAGUUUCGGUCUUGUCUCUUCUCAGACUCAGUACCUUCUCUCUGCAUUGCUCUCAGACAAGAAGUUCACAAGCCAAUACCUCGAGGAGAAUCAGAAACGGCUCAAGUCCAGACAGAAACGCCUAGUGUCUGGUCUUGAGUCCGCAGGGAUUACUUGCCUGAGAAGCAACGCCGGUUUGUUCUGUUGGGUCGACAUGAGACACCUCUUGGACACAAACACAUUCGAAGCAGAGCUCGACCUCUGGAAAAAGAUUGUCUACAACGUGAAACUAAACAUCUCGCCCGGUUCGUCCUGUCACUGCACCGAGCCGGGUUGGUUUAGGGUUUGUUUCGCUAAUAUGAGCGAGGAUACACUCGAUUUAGCCUUGAAGAGGCUCAAAACAUUCGUAGAGUCCACAGACUGUGGACGGAUGAUAUCAAGAAGCAGCCAUGAAAGGCUCAAGAGUUUGAGGAAGAAGACAGUCUCUAACUGGGUUUUCCGGGUUUCAUGGUCCGACCGUGUACCUGAUGAGCGAUGAUUUAUUCAUCUCCCUAAGCUUGAGACGACAAACAAAAAAGCUUCAAGGUUUUUUCUUUUCUUUAUAUCCUUCAUUUUUUUUAUAUUUUGGAAAAAUAUUUUUCAUUUUCCAAGAUAUAUAUAAUAUCAUUAUAUAAGUGUAAUAUUCAUAAAUGUCUGAGUGAGUUUUUAUGCAAUUUUUCGUUCGGGUGUAAAUUGUUACUAUAAGUGUUGGUUAUACGUGUUUAAAAAUGCACUCAGUCCGAAUGUGGAUUUGCAGUGGCAAUAUAUAUAAAAUAUGUAUCCCGUUGUAAUUUUAAUCAAAAGUUUGCAUGUAUUGUGUAAUUAAUUCACUCUUUUAAUAUAUAAUAUUUAUUUGAUUUCGUAAA